Messenger RNA from Cervus elaphus (red deer), 1715 nucleotides. RefSeq names its product myeloid cell surface antigen CD33-like. The record is from RefSeq and is a predicted model, not a curated record. The coding region runs from base 96 to 983 and encodes 295 amino acids. Gene Ontology annotation, molecular function: sialic acid binding. NCBI's taxonomy places the organism in Eukaryota, Metazoa, Chordata, Mammalia, Artiodactyla, Cervidae. Gene Ontology annotation, cellular component: plasma membrane. Gene Ontology annotation, biological process: cell adhesion. The transcript has 5 exons.
CCAGCCUCCCACGGGUCUCCCCACAGCCCUACCUCCCUCUCGCCUUCCCCUUCUCUUUUCACACACAGGACGCCCAGACACCCUCCGGCUCAGACAUGCUGCCGCUGCUGCUGCUGCCGCUGCUGUGGGCGGGGUCCCUGGCUCAGGAUCCGAGAUACCGGCUGGACGUGCAGCCGUCCGUGUCGGUGCAGGAGGGCCUGUGUGCCUGCGUGCCCUGCUCCUUCUCCUAUGCCACGGACGUCUUCAGUGGUUCUAGCCCUGUUCACGGCUUCUGGUUCCGGGAAGGGGCCAAUGAAAUCGUGGAUGCCCCCGUGGCCACAAACAAAUUAGAUCGUCAAGUUCAGGAGGAGGCCCAGGGCCGAUUCCACCUCCUCGGGGACCCCAGGAACAACAACUGCUCCCUGGAGAUCAGAGACGCCAGGCAGAGCGACAGCGGUUCCUACUUUUUUCGUAUGGAAAGAGGAAGUAUCAAAUGGGGUUACAAGUCUGAACAGUUCUUCUUGAAUGUGACAGCCCUCACCCACCAGCCCCACGUCCUCAGCCCAGGGGCCCUGGAGGCUGGCCGCCCCGGGAACCUGACCUGCUCUGUGCCCUGGGCCUGCGAGCGGGCCAUGCCCCCCAUCUUCUCCUGGACGUCCGCUGCCCCCAGCUCCCUGGGCCCCAGGACCCCCUUCUCGUCGGUGCUCACCCUCACCCCACGGCCCCAGGACCACGGCACCAGGCUCACCUGCCAGGUGAAGUUCCCCAGAAGCGGGGUGAUGGUGGAGCGGACCAUCCUGCUCAAUGUCACCUUCCCAGGUGCUCCACAGAGACCAGUGACCAGAGACUUCCAAAGAAACAGCACAGAUUUUCAUCGUCCCAGAGGGAAGCCUGAUGCCCAUGAAGUAGUCACUCACCACACUGUCCUCCCCAGCCCUGGACAACCACUGACCUGCUGUCCAUGUCCAUGGAUCUGCCUAUGGGGGACAUUUCAUACAAGUUGAAUGUUACAAGACUGUGGCCUUUUCCAUGUGGCUCCUUUCUCAUAAAAAAACAUUUUCCAGGAUCACUCAUUAAGCAUGUAUCAGUAUCAGUUUCUUUUUGUCUGAACAAUAUUUCAUUGCAUGGAUGGACCAGCUUCUGGUUUACCUGUUUAGCAGUGGAUGGACAUCUGGGUUAUUUCUACUCUGGGGCUAUUACAAUGCUGCUAUGAAUGUGCUAUACUUUUUUUUUAAUCAUUGACUGCAGUUUUCUUGGGCAUAUACCUAGGAGUGAAAUUGCUGGGUCAAAUGGUAGAUUCUACAUUUAAAUUUCUGAGGAAAUGUCAGCUGUUUUUCACACUGGCAGGACCAUUUUAUGUUCCCACCAUUAGUAUAUGUUGGCUCCAAUUUCUCCAGAUCCUUGUUGAUGUUGAUAUUUUCCUUUAAAAGUGCAAAAGAAAUUUGGGUGUGAAGAAAUAUCUCAUCAUGAUUUCAAUUAUGUUUAUGGAGUGAGUAAUGAUGACAUUCCUUUUUUAAAAUGAAAUUAUUGGUCAUUUGGAGAAAUUUUUUAAUCCGUUGUUCCAUUUUUAAAAUUGCAAUGUUUGUCUUUUUGUUGUUGAAUUGUAAGAUUUUUUUAAUAUAGGCUGGGUACUACAUACAUAUCAAAUCUAUGAUGUGCAAAUAUUUUCUCCCAUUAGAUGGUUGGCUUUUCACUUUCUCAGUAGUGUCAAUUGAUAAACAGAUUUUUCGUUUUCA